Messenger RNA from Eremothecium gossypii ATCC 10895, 1530 nucleotides. It is a transcript of the gene BUD22, whose product is annotated as Bud22p. The record is from RefSeq and is marked provisional. Gene Ontology annotation, biological process: maturation of SSU-rRNA. The transcript has a single exon. The coding region runs from base 1 to 1530 and encodes 509 amino acids. NCBI's taxonomy places the organism in Eukaryota, Fungi, Ascomycota, Saccharomycetes, Saccharomycetales, Saccharomycetaceae. Gene Ontology annotation, cellular component: nucleus; 90S preribosome.
AUGCCUUUGAAUAAACCCAAUCUGGUUUAUAAGCUUGAUCAUGCAGAGUACCAGUAUCACCUUUUGAAUAACACAGUAGCAGAGUUCCAUCCGCGGUUGGGAGCGACGGCCAAGUACUACAACCCACAGGGCAAGAAGGCAGCGCAGCGCGUGGAGAAGCUCUUGGCCGGGCUGACGGCCGACGGCCUGUUGCAGCAGAUAUCGUCGCUAAAGGCCGAGCUUCUGGAUCACAAGGUGCACCAUGUAGAGAGCAAGCUGAGCCAUCUGCUGGUAAAACAGCUCGAGAACCAGGCAACGGUGCUGCGCAAGAAUCCCAAGAAAGACGAGCAGCGCAACUCGAAGCUGCAGGUGCUGGAAGGUGUGCAGCGCGGGCCGGGCUUUGAGCAGUUUGUGCGCCUCAUUGUGCGCUCCAAGGUGGUCAAGAUUGUGCUCGGCAAGAUAUGCCCGACCAAGGCGCUAAAGAACGACCCGCCCGCGUGGUUCCAGAACCACCGCAUCCUCCAGCAGUUCGGGAACAAAGAAGAUGAAUGCAACCCCGGCAGAGUCUGGAAGGAGGUGGUGCAGGCAGUGGCAGGCGGCGAACAACUGGUCUCGCAGCUGCUGAGCACGAAAGCAGCGAGAGAUCUGCUGGCCGCGCUCGAGGCCAGCGUCGACCUCGUUCUUGGCACAAAGAAGGAAAGGCGGCAAAAUUCCGACGCUGCAGAGAAGACAGCCGUCGCUGCCCGGUCGGCUGAAGGCGAGGACGAUUCCAGCUCCUCCGACAAUGCCGCCUCAGACAUUGAUGAGGGUGCCGCGAGCGAGAGCGAAGAGGAAAACUCGGACGACGAGGCCGCCCGCAGCCCUUCCGUAGAUGAGGACGCACUGGUCUCACAGUACGCCGGAAUGCUAGCUGCCUCCGACGAAGAGGAUGACGAUCCUGAUGGAUACCACCUAGACCCGAAUGUCGACUACAACGAGGUCACAGACGAGGAACCUGACCAAUCUGCAGACGAGACAAUACAGCCGGAUGCCGACGACAGCAGCGACAGCGACAGCUCGGCGCCUCCGUUGAAAAAGCAAAAGACGUCCAAGACGAAGGUGCAGCUCCCCGCACUCAUGGCUGGCUACUACAGCGGUGACGACGACAGCGACGCGGAAGAACACGAUCUGGCCGGGAAAGCCGAACCGUUGGAACCACCAAAGCGCAAAAACCGUCGCGGCCAGCGCGCAAGACAGAAGAUCUGGGAAAAGAAGUAUGGCCGGAAUGCGAAGCACAUUCAGCAGCAAUUCGAAAAAGAGCGCGAAGAGCGCGCACGGAAACAGCGGGAAUACGAGGAGCGCGCCGCAAAACGUGCAGCCAAAGAGGCAGAGCUGGCAAGAACUCGUCCCGCGUUCAAGGAUUCCGCUAUCCGCGCAGCGGAGCCGGGUGCAGCAAAGUCCGCAGCAAAGCCUGUCGCACAGGAACUACAUCCAUCGUGGGAAGCGAAGAAACUUUCGCAGGAGAAGCAAAAAGCCGCGAAGUUCCAGGGUAAGAAAAUUGUAUUUGAUUGA